Candidozyma pseudohaemuli is the source of this 1374-nucleotide messenger RNA. RefSeq lists its product as uncharacterized. The coding region runs from base 1 to 1374 and encodes 457 amino acids. Gene Ontology annotation, cellular component: fungal-type vacuole membrane. NCBI's taxonomy places the organism in Eukaryota, Fungi, Ascomycota, Pichiomycetes, Serinales, Metschnikowiaceae. The transcript has a single exon. Gene Ontology annotation, biological process: transmembrane transport. The record is from RefSeq and is a predicted model, not a curated record. Gene Ontology annotation, molecular function: transmembrane transporter activity.
AUGGGAAGCUUGCAAUUCAUCGCGGACGAGGUCGGACUCAAGACGUUGGUCAACGGUGGCCUAGACGUUUACCUCAUUAUCUUCAUGAGAAUGGUGAGGUUAUUGAGUUUCGGUGCUACCUCCUUGAUUUUGGUCAUCUUUCUUAAGGAACUUGGUAUUGAUGAAGCCACCAUUGGCUACUUCAUGACCUUGGCGUUCUUUGGUGACUUGAUUAAGUCCUUCUUGUUUUCAUUGAUUGCGGAUGGUUUGGGCAGAAAGUUCACCUUAACCUUGAGUUCCGCUCUUAUGGCCCUCACCUGCUUCGGUAUCGCCUACUUCGACAACUUCUAUGUUUUGGCUGCUGUUGCUGCAUUGGGUAUCUUGACUCCUGGUGGCGGUGAGGUGGGCCCAUUCAGAUCCAUUGAACAGAGUGCUAUCGCCUCUUUGGUGCCCCACGAUGAGAGAUCUGACAUUUACGCCUGGUACACCUUCUUGGGAACCUUUUCAUCUGCCUUGGGCUCCUUUGUGUGUGGUUCCUUCGUUGACUUGUUGCAGGCCCAAUGGCACUUGACUGCUUUGCAGGCUUACAAGGGCGCUUUCACUGCCUUUGGUGUCUUGUCUGUCAUUUGCCUCCUCUCGUGUCUUUUCUUGACACCAAGAAUGGAGGUGACCCAUAAGCCAAAGCCAUCAGCUGAACAGGCUGCUGGUGAGGCUGCUGCCACUUCUGCUGAAACGCAGGAUGGCCCUGUGGAGUCCAAUGAGACCCUGGAGUUGAUUCCAAAGGCCAAGCCAAAGUGGAGACUCUUCCCCGAGUUGAGCAAAGACAUUUUAUCAAUUGUUCUCAAAUUGUCCUUCCUUUUUGGACUUGACGCUUUCGCUUCCUCCUUGGUUCAAGGCUCGUGGCUCACUUACUAUAUCAAACACAAGUUCGAUGUGAGCUCCACCACCCUCGGUACCAUCUUUUUCAUUACAUUUUUCAUCGCUGGCUUUGCAUCUCUCUUGAGUACCUCAUUCACCAAGAGAUUGGGUCCAGUCGUCACCAUGGUUGUCACUCACUUGCCAGCCUCGGCUAUGUUGAUUUUGCUUCCUCUUCCAAAAUCCUUGUCUGUCACCUUGGCCAUCAUGUUGAUUCGUGCCUCCACUCAGUCCAUGGACGUUGCUCCAAAGCACGUUUUCCUUGCUACCUUGGUGCCUGCUGACUACAGAACUGCCGUGUUCGGCUGGACUAACAUUGUUAAGACAAUGGCACAGAUGUUCGGUCCUUCAAUCGCGGGCUACUUGACCGGCGAGGGUGUUCAGUGGAUCACAUUUAUCAUGGCUGGUUCCUUGAAGGUCCUCUACGAUGUCGGUAUUUUGGCCACUUUCUUGUCCUAUAACAGACAUAAGGCUCAUUGA